AUGGGAGAGUACAACACGUGUCCGUCUUUCCUUUCCCCUUCCCCUUCCCCUUUCCCUUCCCCUUUCCCUUAUUUUCUGUUCCUUGCCUUUUUUUACUUCCUUCCCCCCCUUUUUUUUUCUCCGCUUUGCCGGCAACUCUCUGAACAUCGGUGGCGGCGGCCCUCGGCCCUCGGUGGGGUUAGGGUCGGCGUUGGCCACCCUCGAGCCAAGAAACAAACCUCCCCACAAGGGGGCGGCCUUCACCCACGUUGUCGAUUCGCACCAUCGGGCAUCACAAGGAGACGGCGGCUUUCUUACUUUUAGGCGCGAUCGUGCCGAAGGAUAGAGAGUGAGUCUACGCCCAUUUGUCCCGACAGCUUCUUUGUCCGAGACUGAUUUUUGGCGCUCUUCCAGUGUCGUCGACAUCACUCAACGUGAGAUGAUCGAUGAAGCACGACGAUCUGCUCGAAUUGUCGUGAGCCGGCGGAGCCGCUGAGCGUGCGCGCGUCGCCCGAGCCCACUGGGAUGCGGUCGCACGUGAAUGCAUCAACGGCGACGGCUUCGUCGCCAUUUCGGAUGCUUUGCGUAACGUCAGCGACAUCGAGAAGCUUCCCGCUCGCUACUUCAAGACGAUUGAAUCGUUGCGCUUCACCCUCGCGCAAGGCCUGUACGACCUCUUCGUCGGCGGCGAGGCCUCGGGGCCGAUCUUCACUAAGCUCAAGGUGUUGCAUGCCGCAUUCCCGUACUUCCUCGUCAAACAGGCGUUCAAGAUUGGCCGGUUCAAGACGAUGUCCAAAUACUUGCAGGACAUCCUAUUGGCUCGACCGUUCAGGAGCAAGAGCUUGCUUCAGAAGUGA
Molecule: messenger RNA, 836 nt
Organism: Microbotryum saponariae
Lineage: Eukaryota; Fungi; Basidiomycota; Microbotryomycetes; Microbotryales; Microbotryaceae
Source: the annotation of a GenBank genome assembly